AUGACGAACUACGGCGCGAUUCCGACGUCGUCUCAUCCAUCGCCGGCGGUGGACCUCGAGUACCUCUCACGCGCAAAACACCGCAUCAAAUCCGGUCUCGCCACGCGACGCCCAUGGAAAUCGAUGUUCGAUUUCGAAUCCAUGACUCUCCCACACGGCUUCCUCGACGCGAUCUCGAGGAUAAAAACGAAUCUCGUCUAUUUCCGAGCAAAUUACGCCAUCGGCGUCCUGGUGAUCCUCUUCCUAAGCCUUCUCUACCACCCGACCUCGCUCCUCGUCUUGGCCGUCCUGGUCGUCUUCUGGAUCUUCCUCUACUUCCUCCGCGACGAGCCUCUCAUGGUUUUCGGUCAUCAGAUCAACGAUCGGACGGUCAUGAUCGUUCUCUCGGUUUUGACCAUCGUCAUGCUUUUGUUGACCCACGCCACGGCGAAUAUCCUCGGGUCGCUGUUAACCGCCGCCGUGUUGGUUCUGAUCCACGCGGCGGUUAGGAGGAGUGACAACCUGUUCCUCGACGAAGAAGCUGCGGCGGCGACUGAAACCUCAGGGCUUACGUCAUACCCUUCUUCAUAA
Messenger RNA from Thlaspi arvense, 570 nucleotides. Lineage: Eukaryota; Viridiplantae; Streptophyta; Magnoliopsida; Brassicales; Brassicaceae. The record is from the annotation of a GenBank genome assembly.